AUGCCCUUGAAAUACACCAACAAACUGCAAGGCAAGCGGGUGGUGAUUAUCGGUGGCACCAGUGGUAUUGGCUUCGCGGCCGCCGAGGCAGCCGUAGAGUAUGGUGCAAUUGUGGUCGUGGCCAGUUCCAAGCAAGACAAAGUCGACAGGGCCGUCGAGAGGAUCCAGAAAGCGUAUCCGGACGCAGGUGAUCGCAUCCGCGGCAAGACUCUCGAUUUGAGCUCAGAAGAUGUGGAGGAGCAGAUUGUGGCUCUUUUCGACUUUGCAACCGAUGGCGCGAAGCACAAACUACACCACGUUGCAGAAACAGCUGGCGGCGCCUUUCGCAUGAUGCCUCUCACUGAAGUCACGCCGACAGCUAUAGCAGAAGUCGCAAAGGUCAGGCUCACCGGCUGUACGAUGCUGGCAAAGAUCUCGAUGCGGUACCUCGAGAUCAGCCGCACCUCUUCUUUCACAUUGACCAGCGGAGUGAGCGACGCCAAACCCACCACUGGAUGGACGAUUAUGGCUCCCAUUGGGGCGGCCAAGAGAGGCUUGACCCAUGCUCUUGCCAACGACAUGAAACCUAUCCGCGUCAAUUGCGUUUGCCCGGGCGCCGUCAAGACGGAACUGUUUGACCAAUUUGCGGGUGAUGGAGAACAGCAGAAAAUCGUGGACUUUUACACGGCUAGGACAUUGAUCGACAGUAUUGGAGCCCCAGAGGAUCUGGCAGAGUGUUAUAUUUCCAUCAUGAAGAACUAUUUUAUGACCGGGCAGGAGAUUACUGCGGAUGGGGGCUAUCUGCUCUGCUAG
Messenger RNA from Fonsecaea nubica, 792 nucleotides. RefSeq lists its product as hypothetical. The transcript has a single exon. Lineage: Eukaryota; Fungi; Ascomycota; Eurotiomycetes; Chaetothyriales; Herpotrichiellaceae. The coding region runs from base 1 to 792 and encodes 263 amino acids. Gene Ontology annotation, molecular function: oxidoreductase activity. The record is from RefSeq and is a predicted model, not a curated record.